AUGGCAGAAGCUGCUCCAGCCCCUGCUACGGCCCCAGUGAAGUCCCCUAAGAAGAAGGCACCCCGACCCAAGAAAACUGGACCAAGUGUGGGAGAGCUCGUUGUCAAGGCUGUCUCUGCCUCUAAAGAGAAGAAAGGAGUAUCGCUGGCUGCCCUGAAGAAGGCUCUAGCGGCUGGUGGAUACGAUGUGGAGAAAAACAACGCUCGUGUCAAGGUGGCUAUAAAGAGUUUGGUCACAAAGGGAACUUUGGUCCAGAUUAAAGGAACCGGCGCUUCUGGCUCCUUCAAGCUGAACAAGGAAAAGGCGGUGGAAAAGAAGCCCGCUAAAAAGACAGCACCUAAAGCGAAGAAGCCAGCAGCGAAAAAACCUGCCGUGGCUAAGAAGCCCAAGAAGGCAGUAGCAAAGAAGCAGGCGGCCGCCAAAAAGACUCCAAAGAAGGCAGCCAAGAAGCCUGCCACACCGAAAAAAGCAACGAAGAGCCCAAAAAAAGCCAAGAAGCCUGCUGCACCCAAGAAGGCAGCGAAGAGCCCCAAGAAAGUCAAGGCAACGAAACCCAAGGUGGCUAAGCCUAAAGCUGCCAAACCCAAAAAGGCUGCACCCAAGAAGAAGUAAAUGUGCAGAUUGUUUUAU
This is a messenger RNA of Alosa sapidissima (American shad), 630 nucleotides long. Its product is annotated as histone H1-like. Gene Ontology annotation, molecular function: DNA binding; structural constituent of chromatin. Gene Ontology annotation, cellular component: nucleosome. Lineage: Eukaryota; Metazoa; Chordata; Actinopteri; Clupeiformes; Clupeidae. The transcript has a single exon. The record is from RefSeq and is a predicted model, not a curated record. The coding region runs from base 1 to 612 and encodes 203 amino acids. Gene Ontology annotation, biological process: nucleosome assembly.